AUCGCAGGAAGCUUUACUUUUCGUUAUACGGGUGGGAAACAGGGUCCAUACGCCUUCCUCACUCGGGUUGUAACGGUGAGGUCUCUAGUGCUGUUUUGUUUUUAUCUUUGUCUUUUUUUUUUUUAACUUGGUGUUAAACUGGCCGAAAUGUCAACGCCUCUGGAAAAGCCGCAGAUCAUUGCACACUUUCAAAAGAGUUUAAAUUACACGGUGUUCGACAGCAAGUGGAUUCCCUGCAGUGCGAAGUUUGUUUGUAUGGGAACCCUCGCCAAAGGGAGUGGAGUCCUGCAGAUUUACGAGCUUGAACAUGGAAAACUGAAACAAGUCAAAGAGAUGGAAAAUCCCAAGCCAAUAAAAUGUGGAACAUUUGGUGCAACAUCUCUCCAGCAGAGGCAUUUGGCCACAGGUGAUUUUGAUGGCAACCUUCACGUGUGGAAUCUUGAGGCAGCAAAGGAUCCGGUGUACUCUGUGAAAGGCCACAAGGAAAUAAUAAACAGCAUAGACGGCGUUGGAGGUUUGGGCAUCGGAGAGGGCGCACCAGAAAUCGUUACAGGGAGCAGAGAUGGUACUGUUAAAGUGUGGGAUCUGAGGCAAAAAGACACACCUGUGGCAAACAUGGAGCCAAUGGAAGGAGAGACCAAGAGAGAUUGUUGGACUGUUGCAUUUGGUCAUGCCUUUAACGAUCAGAACCGCUGUGUCUGUGCUGGUUAUGACAACGGUGAUAUUAAGCUGUUUGAUCUCCGAAAUAUGUCUCUGCAGUGGGAGAAAAAUAUUAAAAAUGGUGUUUGCAGCGUUGAAUUUGACAGAAAAGAUAUCAAUAUGAAUAAACUAGUGGCAACGUCUUUAGAGGGCAAAUUUCAUGUCUUUGACAUGAGGACUCAACACCCAACCAAAGGCUUUGCCUCUGUUUCGGAAAAGACCGACCAAUCUACAAUAUGGCAAGUGAGACAUUUGCCCCAGAACCGGGACAUCUUCAUGACAGCAGGUGGAGCUGGGAAGCUGCACUUAUGGAAAUAUGAGUAUCCAGGGCAGAGGCGUGAGAAAGAUGGAAACAAAGUAGACCAAGGAGUGCCUGGGACACUCAGUCUCCUGCAGAACGUCACUCUGUCUACACAACCUAUUGUCAGCCUGGACUGGAACACCGACAAACAGGGCCUGUGUGUGUGCGCUUCCUUUGACCAGUCUGUACGAGUCCUGCUUGUCACUAAGCUGAACAGAGUAUGAGCUCACAUCAUGUGUCUCCUGGCCUUAUUAUUAUUAUUUCAGGCUCUUUAAACCAAAUCUCAAUCUGCUUACUGUAUAUGCAACAAUCAUGACAAUUUUGCUUGUAUAAUUUCACUUUAAAUGAAGUUAAAGUUGUCAUUUUAAUUUCUUUUCAUUUGUGCAAAUUCUUUGCUUGCAGGUGUGUUUGUUUAAUUAAACCCUUGUGGACACUUUAUAAAUACUACCUUUUUGUGAUGUUCGUGGACAAAAACGUCCACUAAAUUAAACUUAUUUAAAAAUAUAUCAGAUUAAUAUUUACCACUAAUCAGUGGUUGAAUACACGAACACAUGCAAUUUGACCUCUUCCCAGCUGAGGGAACCAUUAACAAGCAAGAAUGCAUGUUUUUUCAUGUCAUGGCCAUGCAAAAAAAAAGUUUUUAUAUUAAAAAUAAGUCAUUUUGUGUGUA
Messenger RNA from Tachysurus vachellii, 1670 nucleotides. RefSeq names its product dynein axonemal assembly factor 10 (gene dnaaf10). Gene Ontology annotation, molecular function: ubiquitin binding. The transcript has 8 exons. Bases 148 to 1224 code for a protein of 358 amino acids. NCBI's taxonomy places the organism in Eukaryota, Metazoa, Chordata, Actinopteri, Siluriformes, Bagridae. The record is from RefSeq and is a predicted model, not a curated record.